AUGCUUCCAUAUGCAUCUCACAAAGCUGGCAUGGAUAAUGUAGAUAGGGAGGAAGUAAACAAAGUAAUAGCACGUCAUACGUCGGGGAAGUACCAGCAGUACCAGAAACAACGGGAGAAAGGAAUGGAAGACAAAUUGAACGAAAUAAAGAACAAACUACAGACAUUGACUCACCGUGAACUUGAGGAAUCUCACAAUAAUGUAAAUUUACUAGUAAUUCUUAUGCAGGGUAGUGUAAUGUUGUAGUUAUGGUUAUGUUUAUAGGUAGAUAUGAUACUAACAGAGCUUAAAACAAAACAAGACUACUUACACUUGUAUGUUCAUGUUGAUAUGGAUGCUUUCUUUGCUAACGUCGAGAUGAGGGAUGAUCCUAGGUUGCGGAGCGUUCCUAUGGCUGUCGGUGGUAACUCAAUGUUGGUAUGUUGAUGUCAAGUUCAUAAAAAUAAAAGUGUAUUUUAGUUAUGAUUUAAUAUUGUACUAUAGUAAAUUUUUUAGAGUACGGCAAACUAUAUAGCACGAAAAACUGGUGUUAGAUCAGCUAUGCCAGGUUUCAUAGCCAAAGAACUCUGUCCGAAUUUGGUUAUUGUGUCUGGAAACUAUGACAAAUACAAGAAAGUCAGCAGAGAAGUCAAGUCAGUGCUUCAGGAGUACGACUCGAACAUGUACUCAUUAGGGCUGGAUGAAGCGUGUUUGGAGAUUACACAAUAUAUGAAAACGAGGACAGAGCCUAGAACAUGGUGUUUUAGACAAUAUAGUGGAGAAUGUGAAUGCAGAUUGCCACGCCAAAGAGAGGAUCUCACGAGUAUUGGUACUGUAACUUCCGAGGAAAAAGAAAUAUGUGAAAAGUGUAAUAAGGAGAAGGUUGUCACGGUGUCAGAAGUCACUUUUGGAGUUACGGUGGAGUAUGUUAUCAAUGAGAUGAGGCUGAGAGUCGAACAGAAGACUGGACUGACUUGUAGUGCUGGUAUGAAUUAUAUAUUGUCAUUAUACGGAUGAAGUAUACUGUACUGCUUUAUAGAAGGUUAUAUUUUCAAAUUAAUUCACUUACCUAAAAGGUAUUACUGUUUAGGUAUUGCAUGCAACUACAAAUUGGCCAAAAUUUGUUCAGAUUUGAAUAAACCUAAUGGUCAAUAUCUUUUGAAGUCAGACCAAGAUACCGUGGAUGAUUUUGUAAACAAACUCUGCGUCAGAAAAGUAAGAAAUCGCAUUAAAUUCAGAUUUUUUGAACUUUUUGUAAUUUUAAAACUGUUUAGUAUAAUAUUCAAUUUGUUAUAUAAAAUUGUUUUAGGUACCAGGCAUUGGUCCAACAACUGAAUUUCUUCUAAAAGGCCUUGAAAUCUUUACUUGUAAGGAUCUACAUGACAAGGCUAACAUUAUACCCUUGUUGUUUCAACCCGCUACAGCCUCUUUUCUUCUGCGAUGUGCUGUUGGAGUAUGGGGAUGUGAAGAUGAAGGUGAAGAGAGCAGUGGUAAGUACGAUUACCAAAUUACGGUAAUUAUAUUUAUACUGAAAUGUGUAGUAGUGUAUAGCAUUGUAUUGAUAACACCCUCACAACACUGUUCAGAAGGCCGUAAGAGUAUGAGUGAAGAAACCACCUUCCAAUCUACUAACAACCAAGCUGUCUUACUGUCAAAGUUACAAGAAUUAUGUGCCAGCUUACUACCUGAUGUGUUGAAGUACUACAAAGGCUGUCACAAUAUUGGCGUCAUUGUGAAAUACGACAGUUUCGAAAGAGUUACUCGACAAAAAACGGUCGAUGUUACAGUAGACAAUGUGGAGAUAUUCACAAAGUUGGUACUCGAAUUGUUCCUGAAGAACUGGGACAAGCAGAGGAAGGUCAGUAUUAUUGUAGAAGCUGUGACAUUUUAAUAUUGGUUUAUAGUCUAAAGUUGGCUACUUUGGUGCAUUACUGUAGCAUACAUUGAAUGGUUAAAUGAAUAUGUUUCAGAUACGAUUACUCGGUGUACGAUGUUCUCACUUUGUAGAUUCUUCUGAAAACAGACAGUCUACCUUAUUUGGGUAUUUUCAAAAGCCAUCGUCAACCUCAGAUUCAGAAGAUAUCGAAGUAAUAUCAGGUAUGUCACUUACAAUUUUUAGAUUAUUUUAUGUUGAUUGAUGUUCAACUAUAAAGUAAGCAUUUUAGUGAACAUUAAUACCCCUAGGGUAUAAUUUAAAAAGUAAUCAUUUGAUAUUUAAUUACGGUUUGGAAGCAAAUUGCAUAAGAUAUCAUUAUAAUAUCAUAUAAUGUUUGUAGACGAAAGAUAUAACAUUAUUAUUGGUUUUUUGAGUUUCAAUUUGAUUUUCUAAAUCCAAGGUUGAAUUCAAGUGGGUGUGGGGCAAUAUAAAGCAAGUUUGUUUAAGUUUGUCAGAAGUACUUUUACUACCAAAUAGGAGAUGGCCAUUUGUUAUUACUGUCAUUGAAAGUUUAAUAGUAGCCUUACUAAUGACGCUUCCAGUAGUACCAAAGGCCAACAAAGAAGUUCGACAAGAAAAAAGAGCCAAAGAACCUAAGGGCAAGACCCAAAAAAGGCCUUCCAAACCGAUGAAUACCAUCGAUACCUUCUUGAAGCGACGUCGCCACGAUCCCGACGAAAUCGUCUUACUCGAUGAUUAA
This is a messenger RNA of Bursaphelenchus okinawaensis, 2615 nucleotides long. The record is from the annotation of a GenBank genome assembly. Lineage: Eukaryota; Metazoa; Nematoda; Chromadorea; Rhabditida; Aphelenchoididae.